AUGGCGGUCUAUUGGUCCAGACACAUCCAAUAUGAUGCUCCCUCCAUGAUUUUGGGUUGGAGAGGCAUCGGUGAUGAAGCAUUACUUCAUCAGCUAUAAGGGAAUCAGUUUGCAGCAUCUCAGAAGGCUAAGUUUAUCGAAGUCUCUGCGGUGUUGGAUCAUAAAAUACUUGAACUGCUUCUCACCAUUAUCACGCACCUUCGAGAGCUGGAGGAGGCCAAAGCACAACGGCCCAAGCGACCACCGACAAAUGAACUCUGGGGCACAAGUAGAAAGAUUGCUGUCAAAAUGGUCGCCAGUGGAAGUGGCGGCUCCAGCGGUGAUGGGGGUGGUGGUAGUGGUGGUGGUAUUGGUGGCAUUGGUGGAGGUGGUGGAGGCGGUGUAAGCAGUAGUUGUGGUCAAGGAGGCGAACCCGGUGGUGACAACUGGUCUCGGCCCAGUAAAAAGCCUGCCAAAAAGGAGAUUAUCAAAUUCUUCAAGAGACACUUCUCUAAGUCCACUGUUGAAGACGCCAUGUGUGGCAGAGAGGCGAUUGGGGAUAAUUAG
Molecule: messenger RNA, 546 nt
Organism: Hydatigera taeniaeformis
Lineage: Eukaryota; Metazoa; Platyhelminthes; Cestoda; Cyclophyllidea; Taeniidae
Source: the annotation of a GenBank genome assembly